CGUGGAUUGGACCGGGCAACACUAAUUACGACCUCCAUUCAUCCUUCGUCUCAUCAAAAUACUACCUUUACCACCAUUUUCUACAAAAAUCACUAUAAAAGUCUCUUAGGAGGUUCAUUGGUGUAGUUUUUGUUAAGCUCAAACUUAUUAUAAGCUAGUUUUGAAAUGAAAAUGGCGUUGAAAUCUUCGCCGGUUAUUUUCGGGUGGCUCUCUCGGUUGCCUCGGCAUUUCUCUACUUCUAGCGCUUUAGCUGCUAAGCCUAUGACUGUGCGUGAUGCCCUCAACAGUGCGAUUGAUGAGGAGAUGGAAAGAGACGACAAGGUGUUCAUAUUGGGCGAAGAAGUGGCCCAAUAUGACGGAGCCUACAAGGUGACCAGAGGACUAUGGAAGAAGUACGGUGACAAGCGAGUAAUAGACACACCAAUCACAGAAAUCGGUUUUGCCGGUAUUGCUGUUGGUGCUGCAUUCGCUGGUCUCAAACCUAUUUGUGAAUUCAUGACAUUCAACUUCUCUAUGCAAGCUAUUGACCAUAUAAUAAACUCAGCAGCGAAGACAUUCUACAUGUCAGCUGGAGCGUUACCAGUGCCCAUUGUGUUCCGUGGCCCCAACGGAGCGGCGGCGGGCGUGGCUGCCCAGCACUCGCAGUGCUUCGCCGCCUGGUACAGCCACUGUCCCGGCUUGAAAGUCCUCAUGCCUUACACUUCUGAAGAUGCUAAGGGUCUUCUCAAGGCAGCUGUCAGGAGUUUAGACCCAGUUGUAGUAUUAGAAGAUGAAAUUCUUUACGGUGUUCCAUUCCCCAUGUCUGAUGAGGCACUCGAUUCCAAUUUCGUAGUCCCAAUAGGUAAAGCUAAGGUUGAAAGGGAAGGUAAACACAUCACACUAGUAUGCGCCGGUCGAGGAACUGACACAGCGUUGAACGCUGCCAAGGAACUCGCGCGAAGCUCAGGAAUCGAAUGCGAGGUAAUCAACCUACGUUCCAUCAGGCCCCUCGACUUCGACACGAUUGCGCGAUCCAUUUCGAAGACACACCACCUCGUUACAGUCGAACAGGGAUGGCCACAAUCCGGUAUCGGCGCGGAGAUAUGCGCGCGCGUGAUGGAGUCUCCGUCGUUCUUCGAGCUGGACGCGCCGGUGUGGCGCGUGACGGGCGCCGACGUGCCGAUGCCGUACGCGCGCGCCCUCGAGGUCAACGCCCUGCCGCGCCAUACUGACGUCAUCGCCGCCGUCAACGCUGUGCUCGGGAACAAGAUAAGUGCAGCAAGUAGCCAGUGAUUGGGAAUCUCUAGUAAAAUGCCAUCUUUACUGAAGGCUUGACAUUCAAGUGUAAAUAUUUUUUAUUCACCUCGUUAAUUAUUUACAUUUUAUUUAUUUUAAAUGAAAGAGAUGUUGGUAAUAAAUCAUGUUAUUUUA
Messenger RNA from Spodoptera exigua (beet armyworm), 1410 nucleotides. The record is from the annotation of a GenBank genome assembly. Lineage: Eukaryota; Metazoa; Arthropoda; Insecta; Lepidoptera; Noctuidae.